Zygosaccharomyces rouxii is the source of this 468-nucleotide messenger RNA. It is a transcript of the gene COX4, whose product is annotated as cytochrome c oxidase subunit IV. Gene Ontology annotation, cellular component: mitochondrial envelope. The transcript has a single exon. Lineage: Eukaryota; Fungi; Ascomycota; Saccharomycetes; Saccharomycetales; Saccharomycetaceae. Gene Ontology annotation, biological process: mitochondrial electron transport, cytochrome c to oxygen. The record is from RefSeq and is a predicted model, not a curated record. Bases 1 to 468 code for a protein of 155 amino acids.
AUGUUGUCUCUACGCCAGUCAUUAAGAUUUGUUACUCCUGCUACUAGAGCUUUUAGCACUUCAAGAGUCUUUCUACAAUCCAAACCCACAAAUAAAACUGCAAGUUCCCUUGCUGAAGUUAAAGACAAUGAAACCUUAAUUGGUCCUGGUGCUAAGGAAGGUACCGUGCCAACCGAUUUGGAACAAGCCACCGGUUUAGAAAGAUUGGAAUUAUUGGGUAAACUUGAAGGUGUAGAAUUCUUCGACACUAAGCCAUUGGAUUCAUCCAGAAAGGGUACUAUGGCUGACCCAAUCGUUUUAGAAUCCUACGAAGACUACCGUUAUGUUGGUUGUACCGGUUCUCCUGCCGAUUCUCAUACUAUUAUGUGGCUAAAACCAACCGUUAACCAAGUGGCUAGAUGUUGGGAAUGUGGAUCUGUUUACAAAGUGAACCCAGUCGGUGUUCCUCACGGACAUAGUCACCAUUAA